AUGGAAGGAAGUUCCAAUAAAAAUAUAGACAAACAGAUUCAAUGGUUUAAGGAUGGUAUUACUAAAGGCUACAUUAAUUACUACGAUUAUACCGAAUUUAAUAAUGUUAAAAUAAAAUUAUUACACAGAGUUAGUUUUCAUACAAACAUUAUUAAAUUCUUUGGUAUUACCGAAAGAAAAAAUAAUGAAGAUAAUAUAGAGUCAAAUUAUUUACUUAUUCUUGAAUGUGCAGAUAGUGGGACAUUGGGAAAUUAUUUAAAAGUCAAUUUUGAUAAAUUAGAUUGGAAAAUGAAAUUGCAGUUUGCUAUUCAAAUUGCUGAUGCAGUAUCAUGUAUACACCAAAAUGAUAUCAUUCAUUGUGAUCUACACUCAGAUAAUAUACUCAUCCACCAGAAUACAAUAAAAUUAGCAGACUUUGGACUUUCACGUAGAUUGGCUGAAGUAUCAACUCAAAAAGAUAUUCUUGGAAUAGUACCUUAUAUUGAUCCACAACAUUUUCAAGAGCAAACAAAAAAUGAUACUAAUGGUUACCACUAUAAACCAAGUAAAAAAUCAGAUGUGUAUAGUGUUGGAGUACUUCUAUGGGAGAUAUCAUCUGGUCAAAAGCCGUUCAAAUCUUAUGAUAAAUUUUAUCAAAAACCAAAAUUAAUAAUGGAAAUUAUAAAUGGAAAAAGAGAAUCACCAAUUCCUAAUACACCAAUUGAUUACAUUAAUAUUUAUAUAAAAUGUUGGCAAAAUAAUUCAGAUGAUAGACCAGACAUGCAAAAAGUAUUUUCUGACCUUAAAUCAAUCAAAUUGAAUACAAAUGAAACUAAAGCAUUUGAAUUAUACAAAGAAGCAGCUGAAAAAGGUGAUAUUAUGGCCAUAAAGGAUCUUGGAAAUUGUUAUCAAAAUGGAAUAGGAAUUGAAAAAGAUGAAACUAAAGCAUUUGAAUUAUACAAAGAAGCAGCUGAAAAGGGUCAAAUUGAUGCAAUACUAAAUCUUGG
This is a messenger RNA of Rhizophagus irregularis DAOM 181602=DAOM 197198, 986 nucleotides long. NCBI's taxonomy places the organism in Eukaryota, Fungi, Glomeromycota, Glomeromycetes, Glomerales, Glomeraceae. The record is from RefSeq and is a predicted model, not a curated record.